AUGGACUCCAACCUUAAGGACGGCGAUGCGAAGCAAAAUGGCUACACAAAAGUCCAUGAACCUGUGGCUGGUAUAUUUCUGGAAAAGACAAAAACAAAGAUAACAAUCUAUGAAGCCAUGAAGAAGCGUAUGCUUAAGCCAGGAACAGCACUGGCUCUGCUUGAAGCACAAGCUGCCACAGUAGGUAUUGUAGACCCAAUAAACAACCGAAAGCUUCCUGUAGAGGAUGCUGUUAAAGAGGGAAUAGUUGGAUCAGAGAUGAAAGAGAAACUCCUUAAAGCAGGGAAAGCCAUCACUGGGUAUGUAGACCCCUACACCAACCAAAUGAUAUCUGUAUUCCAAGCUAUGCAAAAAGAUUUAGUUCCAAGAGAUUAUGGAUUGAGGCUGCUGGAAGCACAGAUAGCCACACAGGGCCUGUUUGAUCCUGUCGAUAAGACAUAUAUUUCAGUUGACUCUGCAAUUCAGAAGGGCUACUAUCAAAAAGAUUUGCUGAAGGACCAGAUGUCAGAGCUCAAAGUGUUUUAUCAUCCAACUUUGCAACAAAAUCUUAACUACAGAAGCCUCCAAGAGCAAUGCAUUGUGGAGCCCGAUACAGGCCUGUUGCUUCUUCCUGUCUGCAUCACCUUCAAAGGUCUGCGCAAAGGCAUUUCCUCCACCCAGCUCCUUGAAUCAAAGAUCAUUGACAAAGAAACAUAUGAUGACCUGCAGAAGGGGAAAACCACAACACAGGAUGUGAUGUUGAUUGAAACAGUGAAAGAAUACCUGGAAGGCAAAGGCAGCAUUGCAGGCAUUGCUAUACUCUCAACCAAUCAGAGAAUGAGCAUUUAUAAAGCCAUGAAGCAAGGCAUACUGAUGCCUGGGACAUCGCUUGUUCUCCUGGAGGCACAAGCUGCUACUGGAUUCAUGAUUGAUCCUGUAGAAAAUAAGAGGUACACUGUGGAUGACGCUGUCAAAAACAAACUUAUUGGCCCAGAAUAUCAUGCAAAGCUGCUCUCUGCUGAGCGGGCAGUGACCGGAUACAAAGACCCAUACAACGGUGAAACUAUCUCCCUGUUUCAAGCACUCUCAAAAGACCUCAUCGUCAAAGAACAUGGAAUCCGCCUGCUUGAAGCACAAAUUGCUACAGGUGGAAUAAUUGAUCCAAUCAACAGUCAUAGACUUCCUACAGAAGUGGCCUUCAAGAGAGGUUAUUUUGAUGAACAAAUGAAUGCAAUAUUGGAGGAUUCAGGAGAUGACACAAAAGGCUUUUUUGAUCCAAACACAGAAGAAAAUCUAACCUAUCUUCAGUUGAUGGAAAGGUGUGUCACUGAUCCCACUACUGGACUGUGCCUCCUCCCUUUACGUGAUAAAUCAGACGGGGUAAAUUUCAGUUUCAUUGACUACCAAACUAAAACGGCUUUCAAGGCAGAGAAAGUGAAAGUGACAUAUGGCAAAUACAUGGGAAUGACAGUAUCUCUGUGGGAACUGCUGAUGUCAGAAUACUUUGAUGAAAACCAGAGGCAAGACAUCUUUAAAAAAUACAGAGAGGGGAAGCUCACCAUCAAGAUGAUCAUUACAACAGUUCUGGAAGUGAUAGAAAAGUCAGUGAAAACAACUGACGUCAUCUUUGAAGGCAUCAGAGACACUGUUACAGCCAAACAGCUUGUGGAAGCAGAUAUCAUUAGUCAGGAGGUCUUAGAGGACCUCAAGAAGGGAAAGAAAUCUGUGCAGGAAGUCAUUGAAGAUGAAAAUGUAAAUGUGUACUUAAAAGGGAAAGACAGCAUUGCAGGUAUUCUGCUUCCUGAUUCUCAAAUUAUGACCAUCUACCAGGCCAAACAGAAAGGAAAGCUGAUGCCGGGAACUGCUCUGAUUCUACUGGAGGCACAGGCAGCAACAGGGUUCAUUAUUGACCCUAUUGGAAAUAGAAAGUUUUCAGUGGAUGAUGCUGUCAAAGCAAAGAUUGUGGGGCCUGAUGUCUGUCAAAAGCUGCGAUCAGCAGAGAAAGCAGUUACUGGAUACAAAGAUCCAUACACUGGAGAAAUAAUUUCUUUGUUCCAAGCAAUGCAAAAAGACCUGAUCUUAAAAGACCAUGGCAUUAGGCUCCUGGAGGCACAGAUUGCCACUGGUGGGAUCAUUGACCCAGUGAACAGCCAUCGCAUACCUGUCCAUGUGGCCUAUAAGAAGGGGUACUUUAAUGAAGAAAUGAAUCAGAUCCUGGAUGAUCCAAGUGAUGACACCAAGGGAUUCUUUGACCCCAACACCCACGAGAACCUGACAUACUUGCAGCUCAUGGCCAGAUGUGUAACAGAUCCUAGUACAGGCCUAUGCCUCUUACCUCUCAAAGGCAAGAGCAACAAAAUAAAGAUAGAUGACAACAUUAGGGAACUGUUCAAAACAACAAUAGUUACUGUCAAGUACGGUAGGUUCAAGGGCAAACAUACAACACUGUGGGAUCUUAUCAACUCAGAAUAUCUUUCUGAAGACAAACGACAGGAGUUUUUCAAGCUCUUCAGGUCAAGGAAAAUCACAAUUCAGCAACUCACUGAGACCAUUGUAGAGAUCAUUGAGAGCAAGGAGAUACGACAGCAAGAAGGACUGAAGUUUGAAGGUCUCAGAGGAGAAGUCUCUGCUGUGGACCUUUUGGAUCUUGAAAUUGUGGAUGAAAACACCUACAACAGUUUGCUUGCUGGGAACAUGAACAGCACUGAUGUGAUGAAAAUGGACAGUGUGAGAGCCUACCUACAAGGAAAAAGUUGUGUAGCUGGGUUGAUACUACAACCCUCAAAUAAAAAAAUAAGUAUUCAUGAGGCACAGAGAAUUGGGAUUCUUGCACCUGGCACUGCCCUUUGCCUCCUCGAAGCACAAGCAGCUACAGGAUUUGUUGUUGAUCCUUUAAAUAACAAAAAACUUACAGUUGAACAAGCUCUCAAAGAGAAGUUGAUUAGUCCACAAAUGUAUGAAAAACUUUUGUCUGCAGAGAGAGCUGUCACUGGUUACAAAGAUCCAUACACAGGUCAAAAGAUCUCUCUCUUCCAAGCAUUGAAAAAAGAUCUUAUUGUCAAGCAGCAUGGCAUUCGUUUACUUGAGGCCCAGAUUGCUACAGGUGGUAUCAUCGAUCCCUUAAAGUGUCUCCACUUACCCCUUGAAGUUGCAUACAAGAAGGGAUAUUUUGAUGAAGAACUUAAUCAAAUCCUAACAGACCCAACUGAUGACACAAAGGGCUUUUUUGACCCAAAGACAAAAGAAAAUCUGACAUACAUGGAGAUGUUGGGCAGAUGUGUGAAAGAUAAGGAAACUGGACUGUUUCUCCUACCACUGAAUGACACACCAAAAGCUACAGCAACAAAGCAGAAGAUUUAUACUGACACGGAGAUUAAGGAAGAGUUUGAAAAGACAAGUGUCAGCAUAUCUGCAGAUUAG
Messenger RNA from Pelmatolapia mariae (spotted tilapia), 3399 nucleotides. Its product is annotated as plectin-like. Gene Ontology annotation, cellular component: cytoskeleton; keratin filament; cell junction. Gene Ontology annotation, molecular function: structural molecule activity; keratin filament binding. The record is from RefSeq and is a predicted model, not a curated record. Lineage: Eukaryota; Metazoa; Chordata; Actinopteri; Cichliformes; Cichlidae. Gene Ontology annotation, biological process: intermediate filament bundle assembly; wound healing. The coding region runs from base 1 to 3399 and encodes 1132 amino acids. The transcript has 2 exons.